Medicago truncatula (barrel medic) is the source of this 339-nucleotide messenger RNA. RefSeq names its product auxin-induced protein 15A. Bases 1 to 339 code for a protein of 112 amino acids. Gene Ontology annotation, biological process: response to auxin. NCBI's taxonomy places the organism in Eukaryota, Viridiplantae, Streptophyta, Magnoliopsida, Fabales, Fabaceae. The record is from RefSeq and is a predicted model, not a curated record. The transcript has a single exon.
AUGGGUAUGUGUAUGCUUCUAGAGAUGAUUCUACAUGCAAUGAAAAUGUUACGACUACGGUCUCAAUACUACACAAAGCAUCAUUUUUCAAGACAAAAUUCCAAGAAAAUUGGUCAUCAUGCUCCAAAAGGACAUUUUGUGGUGUACGUGGAUGAUAAGGAUGAUGAAUAUAUGAGGCGGUUUGUGGUCCCAAUAUCGUACUUGAAGCAACCUAUGUUUCAGGCCUUGUUGUGUUGUGCUGAGGAAGAGUUUGGUUUUGAACAUCCAAUGGGAAAUAUUGUUAUUCCAUGUUCCAUUGACUAUUUUGUUACUCUUACUUCUCGUUUCAAUGUCUCAUAA